CAGAGGCGGUGACGUAGCAGACACAUGACCUGACGUCACGCCGCCGUGCGCUUCUGGAUUUGGCUGAAGAAGAUGGCGGCCUCCUCAGGAGUUAAAGUUCCACGCAAUUUUCGUUUGUUGGAGGAGCUGGAAGAAGGCCAGAAGGGGGUCGGCGAUGGCACGGUGAGCUGGGGUCUGGAGGACGACGAGGACAUGACCUUAACGCGGUGGACGGGAAUGAUCAUCGGACCUGCGCGAACUAAUUACGAAAACAGGAUAUACAGCCUGAAAGUGGAGUGCGGCCCUAAAUAUCCUGAAGCACCUCCGACUGUUAGAUUUGUAACAAAAAUUAGCAUGAAUGGAAUAAAUAAUUCCAAUGGGACGGUGGAUGCACGUAGCAUACCAAUUCUAGCAAAAUGGCAAAAUUCAUAUAGCAUUAAAGUUGUUCUUCAAGAGCUACGGCGUCUAAUGAUGUCCAAAGAGAAUAUGAAGCUUCCUCAACCGCCUGAAGGACAGACGUACAACAAUUAAUUGUAAAUGAUUGUUUUUGACCAUCUGUCUUAAAAACAAAACAAAAAAACACAACAACAAAAAAAAAGAAAACCACCUUGCUCUAUUAGUCUCGUGUCAUCGGAGAUAGAGAAAGAAAACAGACAAAACCCGUAAAUUUGUUCACUCUGCACGUGAACAGACAUCUUUGCAAGGGCAGGAUUGGAUGUUUGGAAAUAGUUUAGUUUCUCAGAGGAAAAAGAGAAAUGAUUGAGUGCACAAAUGUUUCUCCUCCAGUAAUGUUAUGUCCAGCUUUAUUGUUUCGGUUUUCGUUUUUUUUUUUUUUUUUUUUCCACAUAGCCACAAGUUUUAAAAUAAAACAUUAAAAAAAAUAAAAAAAAAACGGCAGGAUGGAGGUUCUUAUGUUGACAUAACCUGUUGGUAAAAAUAACUUGCCUAUAAAGAUGCCUAUAUGAUAUGACAGCAUGAUUAGUUUGGAGGGGGAUAAGAAUCGGCGUAAUAAAUGAUCUGAAUGAUAGAAGGCUGUUGUGUUGAUUAUACUAAAGUGUGCCUGUAGUCUAGUUGUAGUAACAGAAGGGAGUGGCUGUUUUUUUUGUUUUUUUUUCUUUUUUAAUUAACACUUUCAAAAAAACAUUUAUGCCAACAGCCAUUAGUUUUUAUUGCGCUAUUUUCCUGUUUUUAAAUCAAACCAUUCGUUUAACUCGUCUGGAAAAUGCCAGCUACAUUAAAGCAUUCGACAUCACAAAGCACAUCCGCCCCCCCAUCUCUCUCGUUUGCUAUCCACUGUACGUAUGCAUUGCGGAUUAAACGUGUUAAAUUACUGUACGAAGUGACGCAGUGGACUUUUUGAGGAUUUUCCACAGCACACCAUCACAGCCUGAUGUGCUUCUUCAAGCAAUUUUAUUCAAUUUAAUUAACCAUCGUUCCUUUUAUUUAUUUUUAUUUAUUUUAUUUUUAACCCCCACCCUUCUAACUACGGCACCACUUCUGUAAUCCCUGGAUAAACUUUCAACUGUAAUCACUUAUCUGCUCGUGAGCCUAAUUUUGAGUAAUCUGGAAGCAGUACACUGUAAUAAUGAAUAGCUAACGUAGUCGUUAAUUGUUCAGAAGCUCUGAAAGCUUAAUGUUUUUGUUUUUUUUUUCUCUGAAAGUGAUCGCAAAGAUACACAACAAAGCGUUAACAUCAAUCGCUUUAAUGCAUCUCUCAAACAUUUUGGUCCCUUUUUUGUCUCUCUUUUUCUUUUUCUUUUUUUUUUAAAAAAGAGAUAUAUUCUGGUUCUGUUGAAAUUGUAACACAGGGGCUGUAUUCAGGAUAAUAAAUAUUGUGGAACACAA
Molecule: messenger RNA, 1824 nt
Organism: Ictalurus furcatus (blue catfish)
Lineage: Eukaryota; Metazoa; Chordata; Actinopteri; Siluriformes; Ictaluridae
Gene: ube2v2
Product: ubiquitin-conjugating enzyme E2 variant 2
Exons: 4
Coding region: 73-510 (145 amino acids)
Biological process (GO): DNA damage tolerance; protein K63-linked ubiquitination
Cellular component (GO): nucleus
Source: RefSeq, a predicted model, not a curated record